This is a messenger RNA of Scleropages formosus (Asian bonytongue), 1742 nucleotides long. RefSeq names its product chromosome 6 C18orf54 homolog (gene c6h18orf54). The record is from RefSeq and is a predicted model, not a curated record. Lineage: Eukaryota; Metazoa; Chordata; Actinopteri; Osteoglossiformes; Osteoglossidae. The coding region runs from base 104 to 1558 and encodes 484 amino acids. The transcript has 8 exons.
GAUUGGUUCUUUAUUCAGGCAUUCCUUGCACAGGCGGAAAAAGUAGAGAUUCUGGGAAUAAGAUGAUGUCCUUUCCCGUCCUUUGACAGAAGGGGCUUUGCUUAUGGCAUCGUCACCUGAAUCUACGGUUACACUGCUGCUGGCCAGCUCUGGGCGCCUGAAGAGCUCCCUGUUCAAUGACUCGACCAAAACCAUUAGAUACAAGGACAGAGAAUAUGAGUCUGCAACAGAGGCCUUGGACGCAUACAUCGAAGACUUCCAGAGGAGCUUGGGUACCACAGAGUCUACCAUGGGGGAAAUAUAUCUUCGGAAAGAUGCCAGUACAUCUGUUCUGACACAGGCUAGUUACAGAAACAAGGAUGUUCUUAAAGAAAAGCUGACAGAUUUGGAACUGGACUAUCUGAAUCUUCCUGUUGGGUCUCCUAAGAGGCAAUCAGAUUGCUUAAGCCUGACAACUGAUGACCUGCUUGUCCUUCCAUCAGAUGGGUCUCUGCCUAUCACCCAUACCUCAGCAUUUCUAACAGAGUCUGAAAACUACCCACUGGGCCACAGGUCCUAUUCCAGGUCUUAUAAUAGUUCCAGUUGUUUACAACAACAGAGUCAGAACCUCUUGGUGUCCAAGGAGACUGUGGAACGAAGGAGUCAUUGUAAAGACCAAGACCGGAAGGAUUUUUAUCCUUUGAGAGACAGAGCAAAAAAGAGGCUGAACCUCCAAACCAGUUUUAUGUCUCCUUUGCACUCUGGUCAAAGGAAACUUACCGGUGCCAACACCUCUUACCAGUACCCCAGAUGGCUAACCAGUGGAAAGUCCCUUAUGAAUUUCUCUGGUGUCACCAGCAUCCCAAGCUUGACCUACCCAAUGUGGCUGAAGGAUUUUGACAUGCCUGCUGAUUCAAAUGACUACAGAACUACACAAAAGAAACUACAGCAUACUGACACAAUGGGCUCUCCCCUUAAAGUCCCCUCCUGGCUUGCUGAGCUAGAGGCCUCUUACAGUGAACUUUGGAAAAACUCACAGUGGAGUCAGAGUGGAGACAAGCAGAAAAACUUACGCACUUAUUGUGAGGAAGCUGAUCAUCAGACUUUGAGGAAUCUCAGACGGGACUUUGCAGAGCAGGUGGCCACAGCUGAAGAAAAUUCAACUACGUAUAACAAGCCAUUCUGUGAUGACAAGAUUGAGUCUCUGAUCCUGAAGGCAGAAAAGGUUCUGAAGUCUCCGUCUUUAGGACUUUCCAGCCUUACUUCAAAAUCUGUCAGCAGCCCACACACUGAGGAUGUUCUCGAUGCAGAUAGGCCCUGGGACAAUCCUCCAGUUACUUUUAAAGCUCCAGUACCAAUAGGGGGUGCUGAAGACCACCUUAAUGUCAAGACGCCCGUGCGUCGACAGCCAGAAAACGACCUGUCAGAUGCGGAGGCUGUGCACUCCUGUUCAUCCGGUUACAGCAGCAGGAAACACCCGGGUCCAGUGGAGGCCUUAAAGCAGAUGUUGUUCAGCCUUCAGGGUGUGGAGCAGCAGGUCACCCGGAGGAAAAGGAGAAGGAAAACCAGCACAGUGUAGAGACACCAGUCUCGGGCUCCUUGGAGUCACAUCAGGAGGAACAAAGGAAAUCUGAAAAAAUCAUUGAUGAUUAUGAAAUUGCUCCUUCUGGUCAGUCAUUACAAAGGGCCCUACAUCAUUUAGGAAGACUUAAGUGCCUCGUUGAUGAUAUGAAUAACAAGAAAGUGCUGCAGCAAGAGAAAGA